GUAAACAAAUAGAGCAGACAUUUCCAUUUUCUAAUAUAAAACACCAUGAUUUUGUUAAAAAUUGCUUUAAUAAGCUUCUUUCUAAAUUGUUGUUAUGCUGAGGUAAAACAUAUAGAAGCCAAUCCAGAUGCCAAAAGGCUUUACGAUGAUCUGCUCAGCAACUACAAUCGCCUCAUUAGACCUGUGAUCAAUCACACGGAGACACUUACAGUGUGGCUUAGUCUUAAAUUAUCACAACUCAUCGAGAUGAAUUUAAAAAAUCAAGUUAUGACUACCAAUUUAUGGGUAGUUCAGAAAUGGAAUGACUAUAAGUUAAGGUGGGAUCCUGAAGAGUAUGGUGGAAUCGAGAUGUUAUAUGUACCAUCCGAACAUAUUUGGCUACCGGAUAUUGUGCUGUUUAAUAAUGCCGAUGGUAACUACGAAGUGACCCUUAUGACAAAAGCAACCUUAAAAUAUACUGGAGAUGUCGUCUGGAAACCUCCAUCAAUUUAUAAAUCAUCCUGUGAAAUAAACGUUCAAUAUUUUCCAUUUGAUGAACAGAGUUGUUUGAUGAAAUUUGCUUCUUGGACAUACAAUGGUCUUCAGGUUGAUUUAAAACAUAUGGAUCAACAUGCUGGUAGUAAUAUUAUUAAAGUUGGUAUAGAUUUAUCCGAAUUUUACUUAUCAGUAGAAUGGGACAUUUUGGCUGUUCCCGCCACAAGAAACGAAGAAUAUUAUCCAGAUAGUCAAGAACCUUUUUCAGAUAUUACUUUCAAGAUCACCAUGAGAAGAAAAACUCUAUUUUAUACCGUAAAUCUUAUCAUUCCAUGUGUUGGAAUUACUUUCUUAACGGUAUUAGUAUUUUACUUACCGUCUGAUUCGGGAGAAAAGGUGACACUAUGUGUAUCAAUACUUUUAUCUUUGACUGUGUUUUUCUUGCUAUUAGCUGAAAUCAUUCCGCCCACCUCUUUGGCUGUACCGUUAUUAGGAAAAUAUUUACUGUUUACAAUGAUAUUAGUAACAUCUUCAAUUUGGGUUACAGUGUGUGUAUUAAAUGUACAUUUUAGAUCGCCCUCUACGCACAAAAUGUCUCCAUUAUUCCGUAAAAUAUUUCUCCAUAUAAUGCCAAAAAUGUUGAUAAUGCGAAGAACUACCUACACUAUACCAGAGUAUGACGAUUCUCAACCACCGAGGGGUUACUCAAACGGAGACAUGGAUUUACAGCUCAACAUGGGAGAACCAUUUACCAGCGACUUUAAAAUUACUACUAGAGAACCUAGUUUUGUUUUACAAAAUACUAAUCAAGACGACAUGGGUAAAAUGAAAGCCCAUUCUUCAAGUAAGUUCAUGUUCUUUUUAUUCUAUAAUAUUAAAUAUUAUAAAAUUUUAGUGGGCGGUUCAUCAACGAACAUAACUCCAAAAAAUCUCUCUGCCAACGUUUUAGCUGCCUUGGAAGGAGUUAGAUUCAUUGCCCAACAUAUACGCGAUGCUGAUAAAGAUAAUGAGAUUAUAGAAGACUGGAAAUUCGUAUCCAUGGUACUGGAUAGAUUCUUUCUCUGGGUGUUCACCCUGGCUUGUAUUAGCGGUACUUGCGGUAUCAUAUUCCAGGCCCCGUCGCUGUAUGACACUCGAAUUCCGGUUGAUCAAAAGUUGAGUGAAAUUCCACUACAUAAAAUCUUCCAAAAUCAAUUACCUCCGCCGCUAGCUCCGGGCUUAACACCAGUUUAAUAAUCCUCUUAAGACUCAUUUAUAGUAAAACUAUGUCACAGUAGGCACGGAGUCAUUUGAGUCACAAACUAUCAAGAUCAUCAGUAAACGACAUAAGCUUACUUCGGGUUAUUCUUAUUACCGAUUCUGACCCGUCCUAGAACUGUGUUA
Molecule: messenger RNA, 1857 nt
Organism: Sitophilus oryzae (rice weevil)
Lineage: Eukaryota; Metazoa; Arthropoda; Insecta; Coleoptera; Curculionidae
Gene: nAChRbeta2
Product: acetylcholine receptor subunit beta-like 2
Exons: 10
Coding region: 46-1707 (553 amino acids)
Biological process (GO): nervous system process; regulation of membrane potential; signal transduction
Cellular component (GO): postsynaptic membrane; synapse; neuron projection
Molecular function (GO): acetylcholine-gated monoatomic cation-selective channel activity; transmembrane signaling receptor activity
Source: RefSeq, a predicted model, not a curated record